AUGGCGCCCUCCCUGACCCCCUCACAAGUCUCCACCAUCAAGGCCACCGUCCCCGUCCUCGCCGCCCACGGCCUCGCCAUCACCAAGCACUUCUACGCCGACCUGCUCGCCGCCAACCCCUCGCUCAAAUCCGUCUUCAACAACACGCACCAGCAGACGGGCCACCAGCCCGCCGCCCUCGCGGGUGCCCUCUACGCCUACGCCUCCAACAUCGACGCCCUGGGCAACCUCGCGCCCGCCGUCGAGCUCAUCUGCCACAAGCAUGCCUCCCUCUACAUCCGCCCCGAGCAGUACAACAUCGUCGGCACGCAUCUGCUGGCAUCCUUGAAGGCGGUGCUCGGGGACGCCGCGACGCCGGAUAUCAUGGACGCUUGGGCGGCCGCGUACUGGCAACUCGCGGAGCUGAUGAUCGCGCGGGAGAAGGCGCUGUACGACGAGGCGAGCGAGUGGGCCGACUGGAGGGAUUUUAGCAUUGUUAAGAAGGAAAAGGAGAGUGAGGAGAUUACCUCGUUCUACCUCGAGCCCGUGGAGCAGGGGUUCAAGUUACCCCGUUUCAAGCCGGGGCAGUACAUCUCGGUCAAUCUGUUCGUCGACGAGCUCGACGGCGGCGUGUGGCAGGCACGGCAGUACAGCCUCAGCGACGCGCCGGGGAAACCGUACCUACGCAUCUCGGUGAAGAAGGAGCCUGCCGUCGAGAUCGGCGAGCCGAAGAGUCUGAUGCACCCCGGUUAUCUGUCCAAUCUCUUGCAUGAGAAGAAGGAGGUGGGCGAUGUGGUGCGCGUGUCGCAUCCAUUUGGAGAUUUCUUCCUUGAUGAGCCCGCGGAGCAGGUUGGGGAGAAGACGCCCGUGGUCCUGAUUUCGGCGGGCGUGGGCUUGACGUGUUUGAUGAGUGUGCUGAAUUCGCUCGUGGAAGAGGGCAAGGGCACCAAGACGAAGAUUUCCUGGAUCCACGUCGCGCGGAACGAGAAGGUGAGGGCGUUUAGGAAAUAUACCGAUGCGCUGGCUACGCAGCAUAAGAAUGUCAAGACGGUGUACUUCUCGUCGGAACCCGCCGAGGGCGAGGUCCAGGGCAAGGAUUACGAUGUCCGGGGUCGUUUGGAUUUGGAUUUGGUGGAUAAGGAGGAUUUGUUUGUGGAGAACGACAAGACGGCGUAUUUUGUCUGCGGGCCGCCGCAGUUUAUGGUGCAGACGGCGAGGAAGUUGAUGGGGUAUGGUGUUCCGGAGAGUAGGAUCAAGAUGGAGUUGUUCGGGACGGGGGGUGUGCCCAAGGUUUAG
This is a messenger RNA of Westerdykella ornata, 1275 nucleotides long. RefSeq names its product globin-like protein. Lineage: Eukaryota; Fungi; Ascomycota; Dothideomycetes; Pleosporales; Sporormiaceae. Gene Ontology annotation, molecular function: nitric oxide dioxygenase [NAD(P)H] activity; oxygen binding; heme binding. Gene Ontology annotation, biological process: nitric oxide catabolic process; cellular response to nitrosative stress. Bases 1 to 1275 code for a protein of 424 amino acids. The transcript has a single exon. The record is from RefSeq and is a predicted model, not a curated record. Gene Ontology annotation, cellular component: intracellular anatomical structure.